AUGCCGCGAUCCACCUGGAAAAACCACUGGAUUGAACGGCACAGCACCCCUCGAAGAGAUAUAACGCGGCGUUGCUCAGAGCUGCCCAUCCGUGAGCAGAGGUGUCGCACUGCAGCUGGGCGAAGCAGUAGCUUCACCUCCCAUAUGGCAGUCGCUCCGGGGGAGUCUUUAGAUGAAGAUAAGAUGAUUGAGAUGGUGGUUGAUAAAUUCCCCAAGUUUCAUGAGUGUCCUACCAACUUACAGCUAGCCAAAUCAAUUAAUGAGCAAUCUGAACAUCAGCAACCACCAGAAAAUCAACAAUUAGAUCAAACUGUUUCUCAGCCAAUAUCAGCCAGCAAAGAGCCGCCUUUUACUUCGAGUCAUUCGAGUCCUUUGAAUCCUGUUAAUGAGAAACUAGGGAACACAAUUCCUAAUUUGCCACUGCAGGUUUAUUCAAGGAGGAAAGUUGAUCCUGGACCAAUGCUAGUUCAAUUUUCUGAUCCUAUAGCAGGUAAUGAGGAGAGACAGUCUGUCUACGGCAAUAAGGAUAAUGUUGAUGAGGAUCUUGUGGACAUUAUUAAGAAACUAGCAGAAGAUGAAGCGGCUCUUGAUGCUUUUGUUUCCAUUGUAACCGGCCCACCCGGGCCAAAUCCAGUGCAAUUAAUUCCGAAAAUCAACUUACUCGUCCUCGAGAUACGCGGAGAUCAAGAUACAUUUACACCGAUUGAUGGACCUGUUGCUCUGAGCAACGCCGCGCUAUAUCUCUUCGAGGGGUGCUGUGCCGUUCAAUCCAGUGGUUUUUCCAGGUGGAUCGCGGCAUUCAAUCAGGCUGAAAAACUGCACACAAGGACUCUGCCUUAUCCCUACACAUCGAAGGAAGUUUUUGAACAGAGUAUUCGGAUGCCAAUUGGACCUGAAUUUAAUCCUGUCACAGCAGUUGGAGCUCUUAAUCGUCCUCAGGUGGUAAAGAGAACUGGUGUGAGCAUCAAACCUAUCUAA
Molecule: messenger RNA, 978 nt
Organism: Fraxinus pennsylvanica
Lineage: Eukaryota; Viridiplantae; Streptophyta; Magnoliopsida; Lamiales; Oleaceae
Source: the annotation of a GenBank genome assembly